AUGAGAGUCCGGGACCCCCGGAGCCCUCCUGCUGGCCUCAACAAUGACUUCAUGUGCAUCAGAAAAACCUUCCUUUUCUGCUGGAGAACUGUCACGCCAAAGCUGCCCAGUUCCUUCAACUCUUCCUCAUGUACCUUCCAGCUCUCACCCUUCUUCCUGGAGCCACAGACGUUAGUGCAUGUCAAGUUCAACUCCUUCAUUUUACAGGUGAAGAAACGGAGGUCCAAAGAAGUUAAGGGAUUUGCUCAAGGCCACAUAAAACCCCAGGAGGACUGGUUCCUGCAGCCCAACAUGGCGGCUCCUCCCCAAAGCCUGUCCGGGAAGAUGCUGGAGGAAGAAGGAUGGCCGCUACACAAAUGCACUUCUGCUUUUGCAGAACUGCAGUCUGCAACAGCCGGAAAGUUUGCUCAACUGCACCGCGCACGCAACGUUCGGGAGCCCCCGGCGCACGCCUCCUCGGAGGGGAGACCGAGGCAGCGCAGCCCCCCCAGUCGCGGCUCCGCUGCCGGCUCGCCGGGCGCCCCGGAAGGGAAGGAGACAGUUACCUCGAAGAGUUGGACUCCCUUCCGCGAGAACUUCAGUGCCGCGCACCUGGCGAGGCAGCCGGGGGCUCCUGGGGCCGCGAGGCCCGGGUCUCGCUGCGCAGCGGAGGGAGACGCUCUGCGCGCGCGCCGCGCACCCCUCCGCCUGCCGGCGUCCUGUCCGCGGGUCCCUUCAGGCGGUGGCCGCCGCGGCGGCGGCGACUGGGUUGCGGAGUCCCGGCUGGCCGAGGGAAGGGCCACUGCAAGGUGCCCGGAGCCCCUGGCACCCGCGUCAGAUGCCGGCCGGCGAGCGCGCGGAGAGAGAGACCUUGAGCGGCGUGGCGCGCGUCCUCAGCUCUGCGAGCCCCCUCUGGAGCGGCGGGGAGUACACUGGGAGCCUCAGUCCCUGAACACGGACCUAGAUUUUCUGGACCUGAGGGCCCUUGGCAGAGAGAGCCCGCAUCUUGAGCAUGUCUGGACACGAGGGGUGAGAGAACAGACACAAGAGGUGCCCUCUGUCUCCACCACAAGAAGAUGGCUGUCUGCAAACCAGGAGGAGCCUUCACCAGAUGUCAGGCCUGGUGGCACCUUGAGCUUGGACUUCCGGGCCUCGAGAACUGUGAAAAUCAAAGUCUAUGAUAUUCCGUUAUAGGGGCCCAGACCAUUAACACACCAGCAGUACACCAGGAGGCGCAAUUUAUUGACGUGAAUAAACUGAAUAAGGGGCAGGCCCGAGAGGGCGGGACAAAAGGCCCCCGGUUCCUGGAGGACCCAGAAACAAUCGGCCACAGCAGGUGUUUCCAGGCCUGGUGCCCAUCCCCCACCCUGGCCAGCAGCCAGGCCCGGGCUCAGAGUGGGGAUGCAUCUUGGUUCAAGGCCGUGUUUCUCUGAGCGUCCGUCUGUUCCCAUCACUUCACAUCGUUGUCUCUGACCCUUGCACCGGGCGGUUAUCACUAUCCCCAGUCUGCAGGUCAGGAACAGAAGCUCAGAGGGGCUACUGCUCAGGAGUGCCCAGCCCGGAAGCAAUUGGUUGGUGGGGGGGGGGGGGGGAGUGACUGGCCUUCAGCCUGCUGCCAGCCGGGUCCUGCCCUUCCUGUGGCUGCACUGCGGUCCAGGCUCCUGGGGUUUCCUCAUCGCAGAGGAGCGCCAGCCUCGAUCUCUUGCUUCCAGCCUUUUCCUGUCCCUUAGAGGAAAGAUGCUAGCUCACAGAGAAAGAAUUUUUAUUUUAUAGCUGCCUCUCCUUUCUUUAGACUCCAGCCAGUCCUGGGUGCAGUGAGAUCUGAACGGCCAGGUCCUACCGGCUCCCCACGGCUCGAGCUCCUCCUUCAGACUGAGGGUCUUGGGUGGGGGGUCUGCUGGGAUGGCUGAGCCCCGAACGCUGGAGGACAGAACAGGAAAAUGAAGACGUGACGACACCCGCUAGCUCAGUGUCCUAAAUCGGAGGUCCCGAACAGUAUUCCCGGGGCCUCCCCACCCCCUCCCCCCGCCCCCCACCC
Molecule: messenger RNA, 2017 nt
Organism: Leopardus geoffroyi (Geoffroy's cat)
Lineage: Eukaryota; Metazoa; Chordata; Mammalia; Carnivora; Felidae
Exons: 6
Coding region: 1-1173 (390 amino acids)
Source: RefSeq, a predicted model, not a curated record